Messenger RNA from Rhododendron vialii, 5334 nucleotides. Its product is annotated as putative disease resistance RPP13-like protein 1. Gene Ontology annotation, biological process: defense response to other organism. The record is from RefSeq and is a predicted model, not a curated record. The transcript has 4 exons. Bases 260 to 3913 code for a protein of 1217 amino acids. Gene Ontology annotation, molecular function: ADP binding. Lineage: Eukaryota; Viridiplantae; Streptophyta; Magnoliopsida; Ericales; Ericaceae.
AAAGUACCACUCUAAAUUUCGAGCCAAAACUGGUCGAGAGGUAGAAAUUACCAUGAUUUAGGAAAGUUUCGAACCAGCUGUAUGGCAUUCGCAAUUUUCUCUAUUGUUUAUUGUUUUUGCCUCCUAAAAAAAUACAUUUAUUCCAUAAACUCCGCUCACCCUCAUAAGGUUGCAGAGGCUUCCAAUCUUGGUUUCCUGCACUCUCUUUGUUUCCCCGCCCUCUUGUCAUCUCUCUUGUAUUCAAAGAACAGAAAAAAACAUGGAUGCAGCCAUGGUUGGAGAAGCACUUCUUGGCGCUGUAGUUGGAGUGCUGGUUGACCGUAUGGCUUCCAAGGAGUUCAUCAACUUCUUCCGGGGUCGAAAGCAUGACGAAAGGCUCCUCAAGAAGCUAGAGGAGACCAUGGUUGAACUCAAUAAGGUGCUCAAUGAUGCAGAGAACAAGCAGUUCACUGAUCAACGUGUGAGACGUUGGUUAGACGAGGUUAAAGAUGCUGUCUACGACGUCGAAGACCUGGUGGAUGAGAUCGCUACCGAGGAUUUGCGGAGCAAGGCGGAAGCCUAUUACCCAAGAGGCAAAAAAAGGUUACGAGAUAAUUCCCUGAUCUCGACUUUCGCUCGGUGUUUCGACCGUGGUGGUACGAAGUACUCCAAGUUAGAGGAAAUGAUCGGCGAGUUAGACCAAUUCGUCGGGAAAGCUAAAGACGUACUUGGUUUGAGAGAAGUUGCUGGACGGUAUUGGUCCCAAACCAGGUUGCCAUCCACUUCUGUGGUGGAUGAAUCCUGCGUUUAUGGACGGGAGAAUGACAAGGAAGAGAUAAUGAAAUUGUUGCUCUGUGAUGGAGAAAGUAGUAACGGGCUAGAUGUGAUCCCGAUUGUCGGGAUGGGUGGGGUGGGCAAGACCACCCUUGCUCAACUUGUGUACAACGAUGGCAGAUUGAAUGGGCGCUUUGUUAAGAAAGCAUGGGUAUGUGUCUCUGACGUAUUUGAUAUUUCAAGGGUCACACUAGCAAUUGUUGAGGCAGUCACUGAGAAGGCUUGUGAUACAAAGGACCCAAACUUGCUUGCGCUCAAGCUGAAGGAAUCAUUGAGUGGGAAAAAGUUUCUUAUUGUUUUGGAUGACGUUUGGAACGAGAACUAUGACAAUUGGAACGCUUUGAUGACUCCAUUCAGAUUUGGAGCACACGGGAGUAAGAUUAUUGUUACAACACGCAACGACGGUGUUGCGUCUAUCAUGCAAACAGGCAUUCCUAUUCAUCGUUUGCAUGAAUUACCAGAGGAAGAUUGUUGGGAGUUGUUUUCCCAACAUGCAUUUGAGAAGGGAGAUUGCAAUCAACAUCCUAACCUUGAAAGGAUUGGUAGGAAAAUAGUGAGAAAAUGUAAAGGCUUGCCUUUAGCCGCAAAAACACUGGGUGGUCUUUUGCGCACCCAACGAGAUGUUAAGGAUUGGAAUAAUAUACUGGAAAGUGCCAUAUGGGAAUUAUCAGAGGAGAAGAGUAACAUCCUUCCAGCCUUAAGAUUGAGCUAUCAUUAUCUCCCCUCCCAUUUGAAAAGAUGUUUUGCUUUCUGUUCCAUAUUUAUUAAGGAUUAUGAAUUCGACAUGAAGGAAUUAGUCUCAAUUUGGAUAGCAGAAGGUUUUUUGGUGAAGUCCAAGAAUAAUAAGAUAGUGGAAGAACAAGGUUAUGAGUGUUUCCGGGAAUUGCUUUCAAGGUCAUUUUUUCAGAGAUCAAAUGCGAAUAAUUCUUUGUUUGUCAUGCAUGAUCUUUUUCAUGAUUUGGCUCAAUACGUGAUGGGAGAUUUCUGUUACAGGCUAGAGGAUGGCAAGCCACACGGUAUUGCUGAAAAGGUACGUCAUUUCUCUUACGUUCCACGUAGAUUUGUUGGCUUUGAGAUGUUUGAGGAAAUUAGGGAGGCCAAGUGCUUAAGAACUUUUCUACCAUUAAAGCAUAGAUAUUAUUCGAAGUCGUUGAGCAAGAAGUGGUUGAGCAAAAAGGUCGUGGAUGAGAUUUUGCCAAGAUUGACCCGCUUACGACUGUUAUCGCUGAGGAAUUGCGGGAUUAAGGAAUUGCCUCAUUCAAUUGGCGAUUUGAUACAUCUACGCUUUUUGGACCUUUCUCAGGCCCAAAUCAAAGAGUUGCCAGAAUCAGUUUGUACGCUUUAUAACUUAGAAACAUUGUUGUUAGUUGAUUGUGGUCAUCUUACAACUUUACCUGGAGAUCUUGUAAAACUGAUUUCAUUGCGUCAUCUUGAUUUAACCGGAACUAACAUAAAAGAGAUGCCAGUGAAUAUAAGUAGGUUGAAAGAUCUCCAACAAUUAACUGUUUUUGUAGUAGGAAAGUGCACAGUUAUUAGCGAGUUGGGAGAGUUCCAUUGCCUUCACGGGACAAUCUCCAUCUCAGGGUUGCAAAAUGUAAAGAGUGGUAACGAAGCAAAGGAAGCAAAGAUGCGUGAGAAAAAGCACCUUGAUAAGCUAGCGUUGGAAUGGUUUGGCUCUACAGAGGAUUCACAGAAUGCAAGAGAUGUACUUGAAAAACUGGAGCCACAUACAAAUUUGAAGCAUCUUGCGAUAAAAAACUAUGGAGGCACAAGAUAUCCUACUUGGUUAGGAGAUCAGUUGUUUUGCAAUAUGGCGUCUUUACGUCUGGAUAAUUGCAACAAUUGCUUUUCCUUGCCGCCACUUGGUCAACUGCCCUCUUUGAAGGAGCUAACCAUUGCAUCGAUGCCGGGAAUAACGAACGUGGGCCAUGAGUUUUAUGGGGAUAGUGGUUCUUUAAACAAACCGUUUCAAUCUCUGGAGACUCUUCUUUUUAAGAAAAUGUCAAGGUGGGUGAAUUGGUGUAUAUUAGACGCUGGAGAGUUCUCUCAGCUUAAAAAGCUUGAGGUAAUCAAUUGUCCCAAGCUCAGACACUUACCGACCAAGUUGCCUUCUCUGGUGGAACUUAAAAUACCGAACUGCCCAAAACUUGUGGCUUCACUUCCGAACACUACUUCUAUACGCCGGCUAGAGUUACAGGAAUGCCAAGGGAUGCAGUUGCAGUGGCAAGGUGUUUCUUCUGUAGAAGACCUGACGAUUUCAGGCUUUGCAAGUUUGGAGGAAUUUCCAAGCGAGCUGGUAACACUAACAAAUCUGAAGUCCCUAAGUGUAUGGAAUUGUCCAAGGCUAUAUGUCCCACUAUCUGACGAGAUGAGCCACUGUAAUAUGUUGCUUGAAAGUUUGAGCUUGCAAAGGUGUGAGAGUCUCAAAUCCAUCCCACUAGGUUUAUUCCCAAAGCUUCGAUCUCUAGAAAUUGUGGGUUGCAAAAAUAUGUUAUCUUUUCCCGGCCGUGGAUUACCUGCUUCAAAUCUGAAGGAUUUAUUGGUCAUGGAUUGCGAGAAACUGAAGGCUCUGCCAGAACAAAUGCACACCCUCCUCCCAUCUCUCGAGAUUUUAACAUUAAUUUCUUGUCCAGAAAUUGAGUCUUUCCCGGAAAGGAGUCUGCCCUCCAAAUUAUAUUUUUUAACUAUCCAUAGUUGCAAGAAACUUAUUGGUGGCCGAAGAGAUUGGGGUUUGCAAGCACUACCCUCUCUCACAAUGUUUUCGCUGAAUGGUGAAUCUGAAGAUGUGUUGGAGUCGUUCCCCGAGGAGGGGCUGCUGCCCCCCACUCUUACAUAUCUCGGCAUCAAAGAUCUGCGGAAUCUCAAAUCACUCAACGAAAUGGCCCUUCAACCUCUUGUCUCUCUCAAACGCAUGACAAUUGCCGAUUGCCCUCAGCUCCAAUCCUUAUCGGUGGAGAGGCUUCCCACUUCCCUCUCAGAGCUGGAAAUUCAGGACUGUCCAUUGCUGAAGCCUCGUUGCCGCAGGGAGGAAGGAGAAGACUGGCAUAAGAUUGCUCACAUCCCUCUUGUAACCAUCGAUGGUGAACCAAUCAUGGACUAAUUCUAUCUACGAUAUGUGGCCAGGGAAAACCAAAGCUUCCAACUCAGGUAUUUCAUUCCAUUUCGAAUACUUCCAAGAAAAAUUCGACAUGUCAUUAUUAUUUCAUUCCAUUCAUCUUCUGUGAUUCUUCUUUGCUUAAUCUUUUUUUGAACUUCGGAUUAGGCGAAGACCGCAACUCUCCAACGUUCUUGGUUUUCAAUUUCCUGAGUUUGGAAGUUAGCUGAUUGAUAACAAACGGCUGGAGCAUGUACACCUGUGCAGAUUUGAUCUCAUCUUUCUUCAGCAUGUGCGCGUUGUAUUAUUUUCUGGCUUGGAAAUUAUAGUUAUCUAAAUAGUGAUGGGAAUGUUGACAAAGAUUUUUUUUUUCAAAAGAUGAACAAAAUGUUUCUUAAUUGUAUAAAUCAAAGUAGAAUCGCCUUUCAAUUGGUCCCAUGGUGGUGCAUUCCACUUGGUCAAGUGCUGAACUACAUAAGGUCUGAAAUUUCUGUUGAAGAAACCUGAAGGUCUAACUGAGUAAUGUAUUUCAGAAUAUUUUGGACCACCUUCCCUUGAGUGGUUUAGCCAAAGACGUUAGAAUUUUUCACUUGCAUUUUGCAUUCCACUUGAUUUUGUUGCAUCACUUCCUAUUAUAAACUACUUUGUCCUUCUGUAUACUGAACAGAUAUUUUGGACCCUUCCCUUGAGUGGUUUAGCCAAAGAAUAUCAUUUUUUUGGAAGUGAUGCAUAUGUGCUAGACUUAACAGAUGUUUAUAGAUGCACAUGAACCCGAAAUACAACGCAGACAGAUUCUCUUGUGGAAACUCAGAAUUUAUGCAAUCACUAUCAUUUUUUGGAAGUGAUGCAUAUGUGCUAGACUUAACAGAUGUUUAUAGAUGUACAUGAACCCUACACUGUUUUUUCAUAGUAUAGUAGAAUUCUGAAAUUUAAACUGCAAUUAUUUGAGAUUGAUCCACCUCUUGAACUAGACCAAGCAAAAAAGGGGGAAAAGGAGAGAGAAAUAGAUGUUUCUUUAAUUGCUGAUUCUGAUAUUCCUGAAGCACCACAUUUUUUAAUGUACUUGAAGUUUCGUAUAUGGGCAUUGAAGGCUUUUGAGUUCUGAUUUACAAUUUAAUUUUGGAGUUUGGAACCUGGUUAGAUGGAUCAUAGAUCAUAGUUACUGCUUUUGUCCAGAGGACAUGAUGAAAGAGUGUUGGAGAAUACUCGUAAAAUUGGGACUCAAAAGAAAGUUCCGGAGAAAGAAGUACCCCAAGUCUCUGGCUUUCGACAACUUUCAGUUACAAGCAGGACAUGCAUACGGUGCUGGUCCAUCCAGUUUUGGCACAGUUGAGGCCCCUCAACAUUAUUACCAGGAAACAGUACCAUCGCAACAGAAACAAAGCAUUCUAACGGAUCCUUAUGGUUAUGGGGAAAAUUACCAACAG